Nilaparvata lugens (brown planthopper) is the source of this 3967-nucleotide messenger RNA. RefSeq names its product neuropeptide SIFamide receptor. The transcript is spliced from 4 exons. Bases 301 to 1524 code for a protein of 407 amino acids. Gene Ontology annotation, molecular function: neuropeptide Y receptor activity; peptide binding. NCBI's taxonomy places the organism in Eukaryota, Metazoa, Arthropoda, Insecta, Hemiptera, Delphacidae. Gene Ontology annotation, cellular component: membrane. The record is from RefSeq and is a predicted model, not a curated record. Gene Ontology annotation, biological process: G protein-coupled receptor signaling pathway.
GCAUCAAUCCUCCACAAUCAGUUGUCCUACAUUCAGCACUAGUUUGAUAUGUUGUGCUUUGAGGAAGGAUGUGACUCAUAAGUCGGCGCAGUCAAUCAAUCUAUCGAUGGAGUGCAACGUGCAUGCAAUGUGGUAGGACAUGGUGCGGUGCGCUGCUCACGGCGGCGCGUUUGUUGACAAAGUGUUGAGCGGGCGCGUGCGCCGGGGGCGGUGACGGGGCGACUAGGGGCGGUUGGUAGCGGGGGCGGUGGUUUAUGGAGAGGCAGUCGACAGUCUGCUGGUGGUAGCUUGCGAGUGCUGAUGAUGGCGCCUUUGCGCCUGCCACUAGCCGAGGAAGGCUCUGCCGCCGCCUUCGGCCUUAACGUCACCCGCCGCCUCCGCAUGGACCCUGCCGCCUCCAACAUGAGCGAGCCCUUCUGGCAUGACGCCCUCUACCGUCACUCGCUCGGCAUGUCCGUCGUGUUCUGCGCCGCCUACCUGAUUGUCUUCGUAGUUGGUCUGGUGGGCAACGUGUUCGUCAUAGCCGUCGUCUAUCGGUCGCCCCGGAUGCGGACCGUCACCAACUUCUUCAUCGUGAACCUGGCCAUCGCGGACAUCCUUGUCGUCGUCUUCUGUCUACCGGCCACACUCCUUUCCAACAUCUUCGUCCCUUGGAUUCUUGGGUGGUGGAUGUGCAAGACGGUGCCCUAUGUGCAGGGAGUUUCUGUCGCAGCAUCCGUCUUCUCUCUCAUCGCCGUCUCAAUUGACAGGUUCCUGGCGAUCUGGUACCCGUUGAAAUGUCAGAUCACGACGCGGCGGGCACGCACGAUAAUCGCCGUGAUUUGGCUGGUGGCGGCCACCACCACCCUCCCCUGGGCCCUCUUCUUCGACGUGGUCAUCUUCAGCGAGGAGCCCGACGUGCCCAUGUGCGUGGAGGUGUGGCCCGACUACCUCAAUGGCAACCUCUACUUCCUGUUCGCCAACCUCAUCAUGUGCUACAUCGUGCCCAUGAUACUCAUUUCGCUCUGCUACAUUCUCAUCUGGAUCAAAGUGUGCAAACGCCACAUACCCAGCGACACCAAGGAUGCGCAGAUGGAACGCAUGCAGCAGAAGAGCAAGGUGAAGGUAGUGAAGAUGCUGGUGGCAGUGGUGAUCCUGUUCGUGCUGUCGUGGCUGCCGCUGUACGCGAUCUUCACGCGGAUCAAGCUGGGCGGCGACCUUGACGUGUGGGAGACCAAACUGUUCGUGGUGCUGACUCCAGUGGCGCAGUGGCUGGGCAGCUCCAACUCCUGCAUCAACCCGAUCCUCUACGCCUUCUUCAACAACAAGUACCGGCGCGGCUUCUCGGCGAUCCUGCGCAGUCGCCAGUGCUGCGGUACGCUGCGUUACUACGACACAGUCGCUAUGGCCAACUCGUCGUCGGCCUCUGUUCGGAAGUCGUCCUGCUACGUCAACGGAAACAACCCGUCGGUGCGUCGCCAAAUCAUGCACCAGGCCUCACAGGACAGCGCUGUCUCCUACAUAUCCAACAACACCGGAGUGUAGGACCUCACCGCAUUUGUCCGUUGGUUUUAACUCAGUCGUUGUCCGACGAUGACGCAUGCCGUCAAGACAUGCGGAUUUGUCUGUUGGUUUUAACUCUGUCGUUGUCAGACGUUGACGCUUGCCGUCAAGACAUGCGCAUUGUCACUCAUUUUGUCGUUUUAGACAAUGUCAUUCACCUGCCGUCAAGACAGACGCAUUUGUCACCCGGUCGAGUUUCACAGACAUACACACGACUCGAAACAGGGUAAAACCGGAGUAGAUAUGCGAAAAUUCUAGAACACGCGGUAGAAUCAUUGAGAAAAGUAGGAGAAGGGAGAUACCGAGGUAUAACAGCAACCAGGUCACUAAUUAUGGGAAGAAAGAGAGCUUGUAUCAAGCAUAAACAUCCAUUUACACACAACACACAAUUACUAACACAUCAAUAUGCACAUACACACACACACAUUCACACAUUACAGGAACAGAUAAUUUAAUACAAAAUCUAAUACUGGGCUGAAUAAAUAAAAUUCACGUAUUCUAAUCUCAUUUAUCUUGAUUGAACAUUAUUCAUAUCGGAAUUUGUUAGCUUAUUGAAAAUCGUCAGUAUGAUAAUUGAAAAUUUAAUUCAAAUUACAACAUCUAUCAAUAUCAAAAUUCAAGCAGAAGUUAGCAAGUGACAAGCAUAUUGAUUGGAUAUCCAUUAUCAUAGAUAUUUGCAACUUGAUUUUCUUUAAUCAUCAGCUUUGCAAAACAAUUUUAUGCCACAUUCAUUGGUUGUGGCAAAAUAAGUAUACUUCUAUAACGUUUUGUGUCUGCAAUGAACUUUCUUAUGUGCUUUAUAAAAGUUUAGUGCCUGUUAAUAUCUUGAGUGGUGACUUUUAUGAUUAUAUUCUACUCUGACUUCAUCUCAUCCAUCAGGAUGAUACUGAAAUAAAAAUUUAGAAGAGAGCUCUGGUGAUUCAGUUUAAUUGCUAAACCAUAGAGCAGCAAGUAGGAAGCUGUUAUUGUUCAGUAGUCAGUUUUUGGUAUGUAAUAGUAAUAAAAUGAUAAUACUAAGAUAUAAUAAUUUUUGUAAGGCUUCAUAUUACCGUAUUAUAGAUCGUGUAAGUAGUCGCUGAUGAAACUCUAAACCGUUUCUCAUAAUUAUCGCACAUUUGAAGCUAUUAGCAUUUUAUUUUUAUACUCAUGUGAUGAAACCACAUUAAAAUAAUUGAGUAGUUUACUUAUUGAUAACAUACUAUGUUUGAAGUGUUUGCCUCGUUUGAAGCAUUCGAUUACUUUGACUAAGUAUAAUAAUCUAUACAUACAUGGUAUUGUAUUGUAAUUUGAUAUUCAGCUCAAAUAACGAGUAUAAGCUGGACAUUUUUGAACGCAUGCGAACCACCUAUACCAGUUUUCAAAUAAUUAUAAAUAAGAAAAUCACUUGUUGACAUGCAUAGAGGAAUAUUUUAUUUGUCGUUUUGGUGUCUAAUAUAAUACUUUACAUGUUAUGCAAGACAUUUAGAGUAAAGCGCUAAAUAGAAUAAUAUUAACCCUUGCAGUUAUUGGUUCAUGUUGGAAUUAAUAGUUAUUGUUCUUGUUAUAGAUCAAUCGAGUAAAAAAAAUGAUGAAUUGAGAAAUAUUCUCUAUCGAAUCUGAUAGAGUACUGAACGAUAAAAUAAUGGUACAUCAUAAACGUGUUAAUGAAAUAAAUAGGUUUUGUACAGCAUGAGAUAUUGACAGCGGUACGGUACGGAAAAGUAAGUUUGUGAAGCCAAAUUCAAAUGUUCAUUAUAAAUAUAUACAAUUAGGUUACUUCAAGAAGAUAACUUGAAAAUAGUACGGUAAAGUAGAGGUAAUUAAUCAGGAAAUAAAUUCCUGGGGAAUAUUAAUUCUCCACAUUUAUUCAAUUUUAUUUGCUUCAAAAACAAAGAUUAAUCCGUUGUUGGUUAUCCCUUUGAUUUUCACUAUUAUUAUUAGGUACUAUCGUAUUUCAUAAAACUUGAAAGUGAAAAACACUCACGUUCUUUGGUGUGGUGACGACCGUUUCGUGCUCGUGUUGCACAUUUUCAAGCCAAACAGAAACGGUCUUUUUUCACUUUAAAGUGUUAUGAAAUACAAUAGUAAUAAGAUUAAUCACUAGAGCCCUUCAAAUUAUGAAAUGUUUAGAAUUUGAAUUAUCAUUAAUGAUAAAAUUAUUGUUCUACAUGUUUCUUUUAGCAUUAUAAAGAUGCCAUUCUUCAAGGGAUUUCAUCUUAGUUGUGAUUUGAGAGAUUGAAUCUUAUCAUGUUACUGUAGAGGAAAGCCUUAGCGGCAAGUACAAUUUACAGUUGCAGAAUAUUAUUGAGUUUUGAAUUUCUAUUAAUCAGAAUUUGUCUCACCUAUUAUCCAUGUUCCAAAGCUAGGAUUCUUGAAAUACAUUUAGAAUUUGGAAACCCAGCUAUGAUCAAGGAUUAUUUUUAAACAACGUUUUAAAAUAAUAGAA